CACAGGUGCCGUCACGACGGGGCGCGCGCAGGCGCAGCAGCAGUCGUAGCAGCAGCGUGCUCUCCCAGUGCAGUCAUUAAGCGCGUGUGUUGUGCUUGUCCGGCCUGGGGCCGGAGGGAGUCACAUCUUCGGUUUUUGGUGGCAUCCAUCGCGGGCAGCAGACUAGUAAAGGGCAUGGCGCCGGCGGAAAUCCUGAACGGGAAGGUGGUCUCCGCGCAAAUAAGGGAGCAACUGAAGAAGCAGGUCACCCAGAUGAAGGAGCAAACUCCUGGCUUCACCCCUGGCCUGGCAAUUUUGCAGGUGGGUGACAGAGAUGAUUCCAAUCUCUACAUACACAUGAAGCUGAAGGCUGCUGAAGAGAUUGGGAUCAAAGCCACUCACAUUAAAUUACCGAGAGUGUCCACGGAGUCGGAGGUAUUAAAGUAUGUCACUUCCUUGAAUGAAGACUCCACUGUACAUGGAUUCAUAGUGCAACUACCUUUAGAUUCAGAGACUCCUAUUAACACUGAAGUGGUCAUCAAUGCCAUCAUGCCCGAAAAGGACGUCGAUGGAUUGACGAGUAUCAGUGCCGGAAAACUUGCUAGAGGUGAUCUGAAUGACUGCUUCAUUCCCUGUACGCCUAAAGGCUGCUUGGAACUCAUCAAAAAGACAGGGGUGCAGAUUGCCGGCAGGCACGCCGUGGUGGUGGGACGCAGUAAAAUAGUCGGUGCCCCGAUGCACGACUUGCUUCUGUGGAACAAUGCCACCGUGACCACCUGCCACUCCAAGACGGCCAACCUGGACAAGGAGGUAAAUAAAGGUGACAUUCUGGUGGUGGCAACUGGAUGUCCUGAAAUGGUGAAAGGAGAGUGGAUCAAGCCUGGGGCCGUAGUCAUAGACUGUGGGAUCAAUUACGUUCCAGACGAUACAAAGCCAAGCGGAAAGAAGGUUGUGGGUGACGUGGACUACAGCGUAGCCAAAGAGAAGGCGAGCUUCAUCACUCCUGUCCCUGGCGGUGUGGGGCCCAUGACUGUGGCCAUGCUGAUGCAGAGUACGGUGGAAAGUGCACAGCGUUUCCUGGAGAAAUUUCAGCCAGGAAAGUGGACCAUUCAGUAUAACCAUCUUAACCUCAGGACACCUGUUCCCAGUGACAUUGAUAUAUCACGGUCUUGCAAACCGAAGCCCAUUGGUAAGCUGGCUCGAGAAAUCGGGCUGCUCUCAGAAGAGGUGGAGUUGUACGGAGACACAAAGGCCAAGGUCCUGCUGUCAGCACUAGAGCGCCUGAAGCACCAGCCCGAUGGGAAAUACGUGGUGGUGACUGGAAUAACUCCAACGCCCCUGGGAGAAGGGAAGAGCACAACCACGAUCGGGCUGGUGCAGGCCCUUGGUGCCCACCUGCAUCAGAAUGUCUUUGCGUGUGUGCGGCAGCCUUCUCAGGGCCCCACCUUUGGGAUAAAAGGUGGUGCGGCAGGAGGCGGUUACUCCCAGGUCAUUCCCAUGGAAGAGUUUAAUCUCCACCUCACUGGGGACAUCCACGCCAUCACUGCAGCUAACAACCUCGUUGCUGCAGCCAUUGAUGCCCGGAUGUUCCAUGAACUGACCCAGACAGACAAGGCUCUCUUCAAUCGUUUGGUACCAUCGGUAAAUGGAGUAAGAAAGUUCUCUGAUAUCCAAAUCCGAAGGUUACAGAGACUAGGCAUUGAAAAGACAGACCCCACCACACUGACGGAUGAGGAGAUAAACAGAUUUGCAAGACUGGAUAUUGAUCCAGAAACCAUAACAUGGCAGAGAGUGGUGGAUACCAAUGAUAGAUUCCUGAGGAAAAUCACUAUUGGACAGUCUCCAACGGAGAAGGGGCACACGCGGAUGGCCCAGUUUGAUAUCUCUGUGGCCAGUGAAAUUAUGGCUGUCUUAGCUCUCACCAGUUCUCUGGAGGACAUGAGAGAGAGACUGGGCAAAAUGGUGGUGGCAUCCAACAAGAGAGGAGAGCCCAUCAGUGCGGAAGAUCUGGGGGUGAGCGGUGCCCUGACCGUUCUGAUGAAGGAUGCCAUCAAGCCCAACCUCAUGCAGACCUUAGAGGGCACUCCGGUGUUUGUUCAUGCUGGUCCAUUUGCCAACAUCGCGCACGGGAAUUCCUCCAUCAUCGCAGACCGGAUUGCACUCAAGCUUGUUGGCCCCAAGGGCUUUGUCGUGACUGAAGCGGGAUUCGGUGCAGACAUUGGCAUGGAAAAGUUCUUUAACAUCAAGUGCCGGUAUUCCGGUCUCCGCCCUCACGUGGUGGUACUUGUUGCUACUGUGAGAGCUCUUAAGAUGCAUGGAGGUGGCCCCACGGUAACGGCUGGGCUGCCUCUUCCCAAGGCCUACACAGAGGAGAAUUUGGAACUGGUUGAAAAAGGCUUCAGUAACUUGAGGAAGCAAAUAGAAAAUGCAAGAAUGUUUGGAGUUCCUGUUGUGGUGGCCUUGAAUGCAUUCAAGACAGAUACAGAAGCAGAGCUGGACCUUGUCAGUCGUCUGGCCAGAGAGCAUGGGGCUUUUGAUGCCGUCAAAUGCACCCACUGGGCGGAAGGAGGCAGAGGAGCCUUAGCCCUGGCUCAGUCGGUCCAGAGAGCAGCACAGGCACCCAGCAGCUUCCAGCUCCUCUACGACCUUAAGCUCCCAGUUGAGGAUAAAAUCAGGAUCAUUGCACAGAAGAUCUAUGGGGCAGACGACAUUGAACUGCUUCCUGAAGCUCAGCACAAGGCAGAAGUCUACACGAAGCAGGGCUUUGGGAAUCUACCCAUUUGCAUGGCCAAAACGCACUUGUCCUUGUCGCACAACCCAGAGCUAAAAGGUGUGCCUACCGGCUUCACUCUGCCCAUUCGUGAUAUCCGUGCCAGUGUCGGAGCUGGUUUCCUGUACCCGUUAGUAGGAACGAUGAGCACAAUGCCUGGACUCCCUACCCGGCCCUGUUUUUACGAUAUUGAUUUGGACCCCAAAACUGAACAAGUGAAUGGACUGUUUUAAACAGGUCAUCCUUCUUUAUGAAGCUAGCUUGGCCGCUGUCUGUUCAGGCCCACUGUGAGGAAGCGUGGGCAAGCCUGCUUUGAAGAUCCUCAGAAAUAAAUAGUGGGGGCUUCCCCAGAAGCCUUUCUGCAGCCUUAAUUCUCAUCAUCAUGUAUAAAUUAACAUAAAUCAUGCAUGUGUCUAUUUACUUUAGUGAAAGUCCACAGAAUAAAAGGAAUAAUUUUGCUA
Molecule: messenger RNA, 3210 nt
Organism: Jaculus jaculus (lesser Egyptian jerboa)
Lineage: Eukaryota; Metazoa; Chordata; Mammalia; Rodentia; Dipodidae
Gene: Mthfd1
Product: methylenetetrahydrofolate dehydrogenase, cyclohydrolase and formyltetrahydrofolate synthetase 1
Exons: 28
Coding region: 175-2982 (935 amino acids)
Biological process (GO): tetrahydrofolate interconversion
Cellular component (GO): cytosol
Molecular function (GO): methylenetetrahydrofolate dehydrogenase (NADP+) activity; methenyltetrahydrofolate cyclohydrolase activity; formate-tetrahydrofolate ligase activity
Source: RefSeq, a predicted model, not a curated record